Brienomyrus brachyistius is the source of this 9672-nucleotide messenger RNA. Its product is annotated as teneurin-2-like. Gene Ontology annotation, biological process: neuron development; heterophilic cell-cell adhesion; signal transduction. Lineage: Eukaryota; Metazoa; Chordata; Actinopteri; Osteoglossiformes; Mormyridae. The record is from RefSeq and is a predicted model, not a curated record. Gene Ontology annotation, cellular component: membrane; neuron projection. Gene Ontology annotation, molecular function: calcium ion binding; protein heterodimerization activity; protein homodimerization activity.
GCCGUCGCCGUAGUCAGAAUGUGCCGGCUCUAGCAGCAUCCGCUGCGUACAGCUCGGGAUGCAGUGCCCGGACCUCCUUCAGUUCUUGGUCCCGGUCAGAGGCUGACAGGAUCUCCUACUCAUUCAGAGCCCCAUGCCAUCGCUCCUCCCCCCUCCCCUGCUUCCCUUUCUCUGUCUUGGCUUGCCUCCGUCAGCUAGAGAAAGAGAGCAGAGAGGCAGGCGAAGGCGAGAGUUGCGAGUAUUGAUUUGAACUUGUCUAGGAAGACCGCUGCGGGCAGGGCCACUGUCCCGCCCCCGGCACAGAGGCUAUUCUGACUCCGCUCCCCCUACCCCGCAUGCCGGACUUGCUUGGCCGGAGCAACGCGGGACAAAUAUGCAUCACCUGGGCAUCAACCGGGCAAAGGCACUCCCCAGCGAGUCAGGUCGCCCCCUCCCUCCCACGCCUGCCUCCAGCCUACUCCCACCCGCCCCCCCCCCUGCCUCCUGCCCCCCUCCACCCACGGCCCCGGCUGUCCGGGAGUGUCAGGUGCCCCUGCUGAACAGCAGCUCCACGCACACCAUCCUGGAGAGCCAUGCGGAUGACGAGUUCACCCCCAACGCAUACCUGCUGCGGGCCUGUGCUCCCACGUCCCAGCCGGGCCCCACGGGUCCUACAAACCACCACAGCCAAUCCACCUUGCGGCCACCGCUGCCACCGCCCCACAACCACCAGACGCUUUCACACCACCAGUCCUCGGCCAACUCACUAAAUCGAAGCACCGGGGGCACCCGCCGCAACCCCGCCCACGCCCCCGCCAUUGCCCCCGGCGAUGGGCCCACCACGCCAGAGUCAGUGCAGCUUCAGGACAGCUGGGUCCUCAACAGCAACGUGCCCCUGGAGACCAGGCACUUCCUGUUUAAAACAUCAUCUGGGACCACACCUCUCUUCAGCAGCUCGUCCCCUGGCUACCCGCUGACCUCUGGGACAGUCUACUCGCCACCCCCCCGGCUGCUUCCCAGGAACACUUUCUCCCGGAGCGCCUUCAAGCUCAAGAAGCCGUCAAAGUACUGCAGCUGGAAAUGCGCAGCUGUGUCUGCGAUGUCUGCUGCAGCCCUGCUGGCAGUCCUGCUCUCCUACUUCAUUGCCAUGAACUUGCUUGGACUAAACUGGCAGCUCCAGCCAGCCAACGGUCACGUGAUCAACAAUGGGAUCAGCCCCGGCCUGCCGGGGAACAGUGACGGGGCAGCAAUGCCUUCUGGAGGCAGAGGCUCCUGGCCGAUCCAGAAUAUCAGCAUCGACACCGGCGACCUGGAGGUGGGCCAGCGCGUGACCCAGGAGGUGCCCCCCGGCAUCUUCUGGAGGUCUCUGCUGCAUCUUACACAACCACAGUUCCUCAAGUUCAACAUCUCUUUGGGGAGGGACGCACUCUUUGGGGUCUACAUCCGCAAGGGCCUCCCCCCCUCCCAUGCGCAGUACGACUACAUGGAGCGUCUGGAUGGCAAGCAGAAGUGGAGCGUGGUGGAGCCGCCGCGGGAACGGCGCAGUGUGCAGACGGUGCUGCUGAAUGAGGCUGUGUUCGUGCAGUACCUGGAGCCUGGCGGCUGGCACCUGGCCUUCUACAACGACGGCAGGGAGAGGGAAGCCGUCUCUUUCAGCACUGCUGUACUCGAUUCAGUGCAAGAGUGUCCUCGGAAUUGCCAUGGAAACGGUGAAUGCGUGUCCGGUGUGUGCCACUGCUUCCCCGGAUACCACGGCAUGGACUGUUCCAAAGCGGCCUGCCCGGUGCUAUGCAGUGGUAACGGCCAGUACGACAAAGGCGUCUGUGUCUGCUACAGUGGCUGGAAGGGCCCAGAGUGCGACGUCCCCAGCAGCCAGUGCCUGGAGCCUCACUGCGGCGGACAUGGCACCUGCACAGAGGGCACCUGCAUCUGCUCUCUGGGCUUCAAGGGCGAGAGCUGCACGGAGGUGGACUGCUUGGACCCCACCUGCUCUGGUAAUGGAAUCUGUGUCAACGGCGAGUGCCACUGCAAGCCAGGCUGGGGGGGCGCCCACUGCCAGCUGGCCCGCACGCUCUGCCCUGACCAGUGCCACGGCCAUGGCGCGAUCCUCCCCGACACCGGCGUCUGCAGCUGUGACCCCAGCUGGAUGGGGCCGGACUGCUCUGUGGAGGUAUGCUCGGUGGACUGCGGCACCCACGGUGUGUGCAUGGGCGGAGCCUGCCGCUGCGAGGAGGGCUGGACGGGGGCGGCCUGUGACCAGCGCGUCUGCAAUCCGCAGUGCGUGAAGCAUGGCACCUGCAAGGAUGGCAAGUGCGAGUGCCAGCGGGGCUGGAACGGGGAGCACUGUACCAUCGACUUUUUGGAUGAACCUGACAAAGAUGGAUGCCCAAAUCUUUGCAACGGAAAUGGCCAGUGCACCCUGGGCCAGAACAGCUGGCACUGUGAGUGUCAGACGGGCUGGAGGGGCUCUGGCUGCAGUGUUGCCAUGGAGACCUCAUGCGCAGACAACAAGGACAACGAAGGAGAUGGGUUGACAGACUGCAUGGACCCAGACUGCUGCAUCCAGAGUCCCUGCCAAAACAAUCCACUGUGCCGUGGCUCACGUGACCCGCUGCAGAUCAUCCAGCAGACCCAGACGUCGGCCCAGAAAGUGAAAUCGUUCUAUGAAAGGGUGAAGAUGCUCGUGGGGAGGGACAGAACCCACAUCAUUCCUGCAGAUAAUCCCUUUAAUGCCAGCUUGGCCUCGCUGAUCCGAGGUCAGGUCCUGACUACAGAUGGGACCCCUCUGGUGGGGGUUAAUGUGUCUUUUGUCAAGUAUCCCCACUAUGGCUACACUCUAACGCGGCAAGACGGAACGUUUGACCUGAUAACCAAUGGCGGUGCCUCGCUAACACUGCACUUCGAGCGUGCACCCUUCCUGACCCAGGAGCGCACCAUCUGGCUGCCCUGGAACAGCUUCUACGCCAUGGACACGCUGGUGCUGAAGACGGAGGAGAACACCAUCCCCAGCUGCGACCUCAGCGGCUUUGUGCGGCCUGAUCCUGUGGUGGUGGCCUCACCUCUCUCCUCCUUCUUCAGCUCCCGCCCUGGGGAGAAGCCAAUCAUCCCUGAGACACAGGUGCUUCAUGAGCAGAUUGAGAUCCCAGGAACCAGCUUGAAGCUGAGCUACCUGAGCUCACGCACUCCAGGGUACAGGUCCCUGCUGAAAAUCACCAUGACCCAGGCCACAGUGCCCCUCAGCCUCAUCAAAGUUCACCUCAUGGUUGCUGUGGAGGGUCACCUCUUCCAGAAGUGGUUCCACUCCUCCCCUAACCUGGCCUACACGUUCAUCUGGGAUAAGACGGACGCCUACGGCCAGAAGGUCUACGGCUUGUCUGAAGCAGUCGUGUCUGUGGGCUACGAGUAUGAGACCUGCCCCUCUCUGAUCCUGUGGGAGAAGCGAAUGGCUGUGCUGCAAGGCUUCGAGCUGGAGCCUUCCGGCCUGGGCAGCUGGUCUCUCGACAAGCACCAUGCCCUCAAUGUCCGCAGCGGAAUCCUUCAUAAAGGCAGCGGGGAGAACCUCUUCAUGUCCCAGCAGCCCCCAAUCAUCACAAGCAUCAUGGGAAACGGCCGGAGGCGAAGCAUCUCCUGUCCCAGCUGCAACGGCCUGGCCGAUGGAAACAAGCUUCUCGCCCCCGUAGCCCUGGCAUCAGGCAUCGACGGCAGCCUUUACAUAGGCGACCUCAAUUUCAUACGUCGGAUGUAUCCCUCCAUGAACACCACCGGAAUCCUGGAGCUCAGAAACAAAGACUUUCGGCACAGCAACAACCCCACGCACAAGUACUUUCUGGCGGUGGACCCAGUGACUGGUGCCCUGUACAUUUCUGACACAAACUCACGGCGGAUCUACCGCGCACGCUCACUAAGCGGUGGCCGGCUGCUGUCGGACAACGCUGAGGUAGUGGCGGGGACCGGGGAGCAGUGCCUACCCUUCGAUGAGCGCUGUGGUGAUGGGGGCAAGGCUGUGGAAGCUACCCUCAUGAGCCCAAAGGGGAUCGCUGUAGAUAAGAACGGCAUGAUGUUCUUUGUAGACGCCACCAUGAUCCGCAAGGUGGACCAGAAUGGCAUCAUCUCCACGCUGCUAGGUGCCAACGACCUUACCGCUGUGCGACCACUCAGCUGCGACACCAGCAUGGAUGUCAGCCAGGUUCGUCUUGAGUGGCCUACCGACCUGGCAGUGAACCCCAUGGACAACUCACUGUACGUGUUGGAGAAUAACAUCAUCCUCCGCAUCACAGAGAACCACCAAGUGAGCAUCAUUGCCGGUAGACCCAUGCACUGCCAGGUGCCUGGCAUCGACUACUCCCUCAGCAAGCUGGCCAUUCACUCAGCACUGGAGAGUGCCACAGCCAUUGGCAUCUCACACACAGGCGUGCUUUACAUUGCUGAGACGGAUGAGAAGAAGAUCAACCGCAUCCGGCAGGUCAGCACCAAUGGCGAGAUCUCUUUGCUCGCUGGGGCAGCCUCGGAGUGUGACUGUAAGAACGACGUCAACUGCAACUGCUUCGCAGGAGACGAUGGCUAUGCCACUGACGCUAGCCUCAACACGCCCACGUCGCUGGCCGUGUCGCCCGACGGCACGCUCUUCAUCGCCGACCUCAACAACAUCCGCAUCCGGGCCGUUCGUGGUAACCGGCCAGGCCCCACACCGAUUGGGCAGUAUGAGGUGGCCUCACCGCAGGAGCAGGAGUUGUACAUCUUCAGUGAGGAGGGGCAACACCAACAGACCAUCAGUUUAGUCACUGGGGAGCCACUCUACAACUUCUCCUAUGGGUCCGAUGGAGAACUGGCCACCGUCGUCGACAACUGCAACAACACUCUACGUAUUCGACGGGAGGGGGCGGGGCAGGGGGGCAGUGGACUCCUGAGGCUCGUCCUGCUGCCAGACAACCAGGUGGUGACACUGGGCCUGGACCCGUCUGGUAGCCUUCGCUCCAUUUCUGCUUUCAACCAGGAGGUGGCGAUGUUGGGUUAUGACGGGAACACCGGUCUCUUGACCACCAAAGCUGAUGAGACAGGCUGGACUACUUUCUAUGAAUACGACAGCGAGGGCCGCUUGACCAACGUCACCUACCCAACGGGCACGGUCACCAGCCUGCACCGAGAGAUUGAGCGCUCCAUCAACAUCGACAUUGAAAGUUCUAACCGAGAUGAUGAUGUCACUGUCAUCACAAACCUGUCAUCUGUGGAAGCGUCCUACACCGUAGUCCAAGAUCAAGUGAGGAACAGCUACCAGCUGUGUAACAAUGGCACCCUGCGGGUGAUGUACGCUAACGGAAUGGGUAUUAGCUUCCAUACUGAACCACACAUAUUAGCUGGAUCCGUCAGCCCCACAGUCGGUCGCCGCAACAUCACCCUGCCUACAGAUAAUGGGCUUAAUUCCAUCGAAUGGCGAUUGCGCAAAGAGCAGACUAAGGGCAAGGUCACUGUCUUCGGCAGGAAGCUGAGGGCACAUGGCAGGAACCUUCUAUCAAUUGACUUUGACCGAAACACCCGGACAGAAAAGAUAUACGAUGACCAUCGCAAGUUUACAUUGCGCAUCAUGUAUGACACCCAAGGACGUCCGGCUAUGUGGCUGCCCAGCAGCAGCUUGGCUGUGGUAAACGUGUCUUAUUCCAGUACCGGGCAGCUCGUCGGUCUGCAACGGGGCAGCAUGAGCGAGAGGACAGAAUUUGACCCCUACGGACGCAUCCUGUCGCGUUCUUUUGUCGACGGCAAGGUUUGGAGCUACAGCUACCUGGACAAGUCCAUGGUUCUACUGUUGCAGAGUCAGAGACAAUACGUCUUUGAGUUUGACGCCUCUGGGCGUGUUACGGCUGUCACCAUGCCCAGUGUUGCGCGUCACACCAUGUCCACCCACGUGUCCAUCGGAUACAUCCGCAAUACGUACAGCCCACCUGAGAGCAAUGCUUCGGUCAUCCACGACUUCAGCGAGGACGGCCACCCCCAGGCCACAUUCUUCCUGGGCACCGGUAGGCGGGUCCUCUACAAGUAUGGCAAGUUAGCUAAACUGUCAGAGGUCCUGUACGAUAGCACGGCUGUUACAUUUGGCUAUGACGAGACCACUGGCGUCCUGAAAAUGGUCAACCUGCAGAGUGGCGGCUUCUCAUGCACCAUACGCUACCGCAAGAUGGGCCCACUUGUAGACAAGCAGAUCUACCGCUUCUCCGAGGAAGGCAUGGUCAACGCCCGCUUUGACUACACCUACCAUGACAACAGUUUCCGUAUUGCGAGCAUGAAGCCCGUCAUCAGCGAGACUCCACUGCCCGUUGAUCUCUAUCGCUAUGAUGAGAUAUCCGGCAAAGUCGAGCACUUUGGAAAGUUCGGCGUCAUAUACUAUGACAUCAACCAGAUCAUCACCACAGCCGUGAUGACCCUCAGCAAGCACUUUGACACCCACGGGCGCAUCAAGGAGGUGCAGUACGAGAUCUUCCGCUCCCUCAUGUACUGGAUGACAGUGCAGUAUGACAGCAUGGGACGCGUCAUCAAGCGAGAGCUGAAAAUUGGGCCAUACGCCAACACCACACAGUACCGCUACGAGUAUGAUGGCGACGGGCAGCUAAGUGGCGUCAAGGUGAAUGACUGGUCCGCCUGGCGCUACAGUUAUGACUUGAAUGGCAACCUGCACCUGCUCAAUCCAGGUAACAGUGCUCGCCUACUGCCAUUGCGGUACGACCUCCGCGAUCGAAUAACCCGGCUGGGCGAUGUGCAGUACCGGCUUGACGAGGAUGGGAUCCUGAGCCAGCGUGGCUCCGAUGUCUUUGACUACAACUCCAAAGGUCUGCUGUUGCGGGCCUAUAGUCGGACGCCUGGAGGCUGGAGUGUGCAGUACCAUUAUGAUGGAUUGGGCCGACGGGUCUCCAGCAAGACGAGCCUGGGCCAACACCUGCAGUUCUUUUAUGCUGACCUGAACAACCCAGCCCGUGUCACCCAUGUGUUCAACCACUCCAGCUCGGAGAUCACCUCGCUAUACUAUGACCUGCAGGGCCAUCUGUUCGCCAUGGAGGUGAGCAGCGGGGAAGAGUACUACAUUGCCUCGGACAACACUGGCACACCCCUCGCUGUCUUCAGCAGCAACGGACAGAUGAUUAAGCAACUGCAGUACACAGCAUACGGCGAGAUUUACCACGAUUCCAACCCUGAGUUUCAGUUGGUGGUUGGCUUUCACGGGGGUCUGUAUGACCCUCUCACCAAGCUAGUGCACUUCACCCAGCGUGACUAUGACGUCCUUGCGGGCAGGUGGACCACCCCUGACUACUCACUUUGGCAGAAGAUUGGCAAGGACCCAGCCCCCUUCAGCUUGUACAUGUUCAAGAACAACAAUCCCCUCAGUGAUAUGCUGGACAUCAAAAAUUAUGUCACAGAUGUUAAGAGCUGGUUGGUGAUGUUUGGCUUCCAGCUCAGCAACAUCAUCCCAGGCUUCCCCAAGCAGACUGUGUAUUUUGUGGAGCCACCCUACGAACUCCUUGCCACCCAGGACUGUGAGAAUGGGCAGCUGAUUACAGGCGUGCAGCAGGCUGCAGAGCGACACAACCAGGCCUUCAUGGCCCUGGAGGGGCGGUUGCUCAACAAAGGCCGUCGGACCAGGCAGGACAAGCCCGGGUACUGGUUUGGGUCCAACACCCCCAUCAUCGGGAGGGGCGUGAUGUUAUCCAUGAAGGAAGGCCGCGUGGUGACCGCCGUCUCGGCUAUGGCCAGCGAGGACAGCCGCAAGGUGGCCCUGGUGCUGAACAAUGCCAUGUACCUGGAGGGGACGCAUUACACGCAGGAUGGGCAUGACUGCCACUUCUUCGUCAAGGUGGGCUCCGUAGAUGGGGACCUGCAGGUGCUGGGGCUGACUAACGGGCGCAAGAUGCUGGAGAGUGGGGUGAACGUGACGGUCAGCGGGCGAUCGCGGCGCGGGGCCACCGUGGAGUUCCGCGCCGCCUCGCUCUUGCUGAGCGUGCGCUACGGCCUGGGCGCCGACGUGCUGGAUGAGGAGCGAACCCGGCUGCUGGAACUCGCUCGCCAGAGGGCGCUUUGGGGUGCCUGGGCACGGGAGCAGCAGCGCGUGCGGGAUGGCAAAGAGGGCAGCCGGCUGUGGACUGACGGGGAGCGGCAGCAGCUUCUCAGCACGGGGAAGGUGCAGGGCUACGACGGGUACUAUGUGCUGGCCGUCGAGCAGUACCCCGAGCUGGCAGACAGCAGCACCAACAUCCAGUUCCUGAGACAGAAUGAAAUGGGCAGGAGGUAACAGACCACAGCAUCCCAAAGACUCUCCUCUGCCCUUCUCGGCUGCCCCUUCUUUCUCCAGCUUUCCUCUCCUACGGAGAAUAAAAGAACAAAUGGGAAGACACUGCAGGGACAUUUCAAAUAAGAAAAACAAUUAUAUUUAAAUGGUAACUGCCACAGGCAAAAAAAAAACAAAAAAAUCAGGACCCGGAAACCAAGAUAAACAAAGUUGUUCUUGCUUCAAAAAAGCGCCCCCUUUUUAAAAAAGAAUAUUUUCACCCAUAUUUUUUGGGUUGUGUAGUUAAGAGGACAUGAAAGACAGGUGGUGAGACCCAGCACCGAUCACAGAACCUACUGGGACAGGGAGCAGGCUGUCAUGACCUCCGGGUUAGAACAAACAGUCACGCUGUCUCAGGCAUCAUGUCCAACAGAAUCGAGCCGUGGUUCAGGAGGCUCGGUGAACAUUUACCAACUUUGAACUCCUUUAGAGAAAAAAAAAAUUCAAAUCACAAAAUAUGUUUUUAAAAACUAAAUGGAAAAAAAAACCCACCAUGGCUAUAUUUGCAGCAAAUAACGUCUUACAUUGUUUUAUUUAAGAGCGGAAAAAAGCACUACAUUGUGUCAGCAACACAGAUGUUCAGGGUGUAGCUUAGAUGCGGUAGUUUCGUACGUUCCCGUUGCAGUAGAAUCGUAAGACUUUCACCAGGGCACUCUGUAUAGGAUGGUCAGUAAAAAAACACUCUCACAGAAUAAAGAAAAUUAGUAUCUAAAUUAUUUUUUAAUUUGUUCUUUUUUAAUUUAUUCCUUUUUUCUUAGAACUAUAUGACAAUCAUGAAAGUGUCACUAGUUUUAUUGAACACAAAUGAGCAUUGAUGAGUUAAGUUAUUUUACUUUUGUAAAAUAUGUAAUAAUUGUUCAUUACGUUUUUUAUAUUCAUUUUAAUUUGCUUCUGAGCAAAUUAUAGUCACGGACAAAAAAUUAUGUAAAGUGUUUUAAAAUGGUUUAUACUUUAAAUAAAGUCUUUAAAACUGUGAAACCUGUUUUUCAAAAUAUAUCUGUAUGUACAGUGUAUAGAUCGACCUUUAUGCAGCACAGUAGAAUAUUGUUGAAAUAUCAAGUUUUAUAUUUCUAACAGGAAGUGGCUUGUUAUGUGCAGACAUAUAGCUGGCAUUAUUACUCUAGAAUUUUGUGACUCGGACAUCUCAGUUCUCAAUUACCCACACUUCAUUGUUUUUACUGCUUGUUUAACAUUUGUCUUGGUUUUAGUUUUACCCAGAGUUGCUGUUGUAGGACCCUACCGCACAGAAAGGGGUUCCUGACUUGAAAUGAGCCUCUAUAUGGAUGUCAUGACCUACCAGAUGAGAAGUUGUUCUUACACUUACUUGGCUGGUUCCUCUGAAACCUUAUAAAUAAACAAAAAUUAAUAAAUGUUUGUUUACUUAA